Prorocentrum cordatum is the source of this 762-nucleotide messenger RNA. The record is from the annotation of a GenBank genome assembly. Lineage: Eukaryota; Dinophyceae; Prorocentrales; Prorocentraceae.
AUGCUGCUCGUCAUGAUCGUGUUUGCCUUUGCUGUUAUCUUGACGCAGGCUGUGUCUGAGCAUACCGAAGGUGGCACCCGAAUAGAUGACGGUGAUCUACUAGUCAAGUAUUACGGAGACCUUUUCCGGUCAAUGUUGAGUCUUUGGAUGGCUGUGUCGGGGGGGAUUAGUUGGCACGAGCUCACCGCGCCGCUGAACGAAAUAGGAAGUUCCGCUUGGAUGAUGCUGUUCCUCAUAUACGUUACCUUCGUAUAUUUCUUCGUGCUCAAUGUGGUGACUGGUGUCUUCUGCCAAAAUGCAAUCGAAGGGGCUCAAACGGAUCUCGAUCUCACUCUCGAGGCCCAGUUCAAGGAGAAGCAGGUAUACGCAGACCGCCUGAAGCUGCUCUUCGAGGAGAUGAAUGCGGAUUACGAGACCGAUUACGAAGGGCUAACAGCAGCCGAUAUAUACGAGCAGAUGGAGAAGCCAAAGGUGCAGUCGUGGUUCAAGGCUAUGGACAUCGAUGCGAAGCAGACGUGGAAGUUGUUCAAGGCCCUCGACCCGGGAAACUCUGGCAGAAUCUCUCUCCAGGACUUCGUGGAGGGGUGCCUGCAGAUGAAGGGGUCGGCUACCCGCGUGGACGUGGAGUCGCUGAAGUGGGAGAUCAGAGCUGCGAAUAAGCGCGCCGAGCGCAAUGCUGAGAGAAUCGCCCAGCUUCUAGAAGCCAUUCCAGGAUCGGAGGUCGCACUUGUUAACGCCUGUCGCGGAUCUGGUGUCGGGUGA